UCAACUUCGUUCGAGUCGGCACGUUCUUUGCGGCUUUCUCGCUCCCAGCUCCAAGCAAGAAGAAUCGAUCCCCGAGAUUUGGACCAGCUGUAGACGAAAGUCAAGGUCCUCGUCGACGACUCCUGCGGUCUCCCGCUUGCCUGCGUGGUCGUGUAGGACAGGCACAGCAUCUUACCUUUGGGAGCACCUUUUAACCUUUCCUCCCGCCGCCCACCGACCGAUCCAGACGUCAGAUGUCAGCCCCGUGAGCGUCUGACUAUAGCAAGUUACAAUCGUCCACGGAGACGUAGCUAUCAUGACUUUCACCGAACGAACGACGAGAUGCUUGGGCAUCUUCGCCUUGGCGCUAUCAUCAUGGGCGACGAUGGCACAGGCUGCGCCAGAACCCGAAAUCCUCAUGCCUCGACAAUUGACGCAGAACCUCUGCUCUAAUACGAACACGGCCUCCAUGAGCGCAAACCUCAGCACGUGGCAGACGAAUGGACUUUGCACCGACUUCUGUCGAGACAAGAACUAUGCCUUUGCCAUUGUCCAGUGGCAAUCCUGUUGGUGCUCUGAUGUCGCGCCGGCCGCGUCCAGCGAAGCUGGAGUCAGCGACAAAUGCAACGACAUCUGCCCCGGCUACGAUAUUGAGCACUGCGGCUCGAGGCCCAACUACUACGGAUACCUGACGCUGGCAAAGACUCCUACCAGCACUGCCGGCAGCGGAGGUGACAGCUCGUCAUCGUCCAAGGCAGCGGCCAGCACUACCGCACAACAAGCAUCCCCGGCCCCGCCUGCAACAACCGUACAAAUCAUCACACAAGUAAAAACUGAGACAAUUCAGAACACAGUCACGCCCGACCCGGAAACGACGACGACGUCAACAACAACUACUUCGAGUAGUAGCAAACCGAGAUCGACGGUUCAAACGGUGACAGCCGAUGGAACCGUGAGAACCAUCUUCGUCACGCCGACUGCGACGGGGACCGAAGGAGCCACAGGGGCUCCCGAACUGACGCCCGGGAACCAAUCAUCGUCAAAUGGACCCAGCACCGGUGCUGUUGUUGGAAUCGUGGUCGGUGUUAUUGCCGCGGUCGUGGCCAUUGCAGGACUGGGACUCUUCUUGUUAUUCAGACGUCGGAGACAACAACAAAACGAGAAUGACAAGUACGACGAGCCCAGCCACCGGGGUAGUUCCGCCGGCAUGACCGGCUCGCCACGAAACCCCGAAAUGGUUGUUACCGUCGAUGGAGGACGAUGGGAUCCCGACGCCUCAAGCGACCAUCGCCGAAGCCGCCUUCUCGCUCACGACCCUCGCCUGGACCCUCUCCCGAGAGGUCUCUACGUGCACAACAAGAGUGCAGAGAGUAUUAACACCCUACGCGACGACCAAGAUUACUCCCGCAAGGUUCACCAGCCGGUUUUGCGGGCGACCAACCCGGAUCCUGACACUUGAUGAAAGUCGAUGGAACAAUCGGGCGGACCAAGACGACGAGAUGUCAUGCACUCGUUUACGACGUACACGAAUUCGGUCCAGGUACCAAUUUUCGGUAUUCGCAUUGCGUUUUUGAGAUACCAGGACGGCGUUUCCAUUCAU
Molecule: messenger RNA, 1579 nt
Organism: Colletotrichum phormii
Lineage: Eukaryota; Fungi; Ascomycota; Sordariomycetes; Glomerellales; Glomerellaceae
Exons: 5
Coding region: 296-1438 (380 amino acids)
Source: RefSeq, a predicted model, not a curated record